Messenger RNA from Lolium perenne, 435 nucleotides. The record is from RefSeq and is a predicted model, not a curated record. NCBI's taxonomy places the organism in Eukaryota, Viridiplantae, Streptophyta, Magnoliopsida, Poales, Poaceae.
AUGGCUUCCGCUGCCUCCGCCGCCGCCGUGCCGCCGAUCGCAUCGGCUCCCGCUGCCGCCGCCGUUGCGCCGGCUCCUGCCGUCGCCGUGGCUGCUCCGGCCGCUGCCCCUGCCUCGCCCUUCCUCGCCUCCCGGCCGCUCGCCAUGUGUUGGCCAGCUCCCGGCGUCGCACCUCCGGGUGCCCUAGCUGGGUCGGCCUCUUCAUCCGCCGCCGCCGGCCCCGGUGCUGAGGGUGAUCCGUCGCCGCCGAUCGCCCACGGUGGAUUGUCUUCCUCGACCAACGCGCCUUUGCCGCCGUAUGGUGGCCCUCUGCGGCCGCCGGCCUACGGCGCCCAGUAUGCGCCGAUCUACGGCGUCGCCUCUUCAUCGCACUACGGUGCUCCGUCGCCACCGUCUGGCUGGCCGGCGCCACCUCACGGUGCGCUGCCCUCGUAG